AGCUUUAACCCAAAGUCAGACCUAUGGAUUUAGUGAAAUGUGCAUUAUUUCAUUAACAAGACAUUUUUGGUUGGAAAUAAGUAAUUCAAACGAACUCCGUAGAAACAACGUAGAUGUUUCCGAAGGUGUUUCUAUGGCUUUGCAAUGUUAUAGUUAGACUAAUACAUUAGCAGAGCCCAAUCCUAUUGCUACCACUUUCACAUGACCACUUUAACAACCACCACUCUCUCAAAUGCCUCUUUCUCACAAACCGUUUUCUCCUUCACCGUCGAUUGGAACCAACCCAAACGACGGAGAUGCCAAAGACGGAAAUUGUGAUCCGGCGCGGCGGCUCACCAGAUUGAGGAAACUCCGGCACCUCAGCGACCAAGACAUUGGGUCCUUGUAUUCCCCUGAGCUUUUUUCGUUGCCGGGUUCACCUGAGUUAUGCCUCAAAUCUCGUUGCCGCCGCGGUUUCGACCACCGGUCCUACUCCGCCCCGCCGCAACCGCUGCCACUUCCCGAGUCUCCGUUGACCCGCGGGGCCGAGUCAACUAGCCCCAAUUCCGUACAUCGCCACCAUCCGUGUUCUUCGUUGGAACAUCAUGGCUUUUCUGUUUGGAGAAAGACAGUGAACCAUGAUGCAAUGACAAAUACAAAACCUUCACGCAAUUUGGAUAAAUCUUCCUUAGAUUCUGCUCUUGCAAAUGCAAAACACAAUCUUAGAGGCCAUAUUCCUGCCUCAAAUUUCUUAACAGGCAACAAUAGUUCAUGGAAAACCCCCAGAACAGUCUCUUAUAAUGAUGAUUCUGAAAGUAAUUGGGACUUGAACUUGAGUGCUUCUACAAAACCCAAAAGUGCCCCAACAAGUGCUGUCUCCAGUCCUAUUACUAGUCCAUGUAGAUCAAGCAAACUAGAUAAUUUUUUUUAUUCUACCACGAAUUUGAAAACGUUAUCAGAGGAGGGACCUCAGCAUCAUAAAUUUUUGCACCAUGUUGAUGCACAUCCAUUACCUCUUCCUCCUAGAGCCUCAUCAUCAUCAUCACAAUUACCCAUGCUGUAUCAAUCAAGUGCCAUGCAUCAUGAACAUUGGCCUUCGGUGAAGGGUCAAUGGCAGAAAGGAAAACUUAUUGGACGUGGUACCUUUGGAAGUGUUUUUCAUGCAACCAACCUAGAGACUGGAGCCUCAUGUGCCAUGAAGGAGGUCGAUAUAAUUCCUGAUGAUCUUACAUCUGCUGAGUGCAUCAAACAACUGGAGCAGGAAAUCAAAAUUCUCCGUCAACUACGCCACCCCAACAUUGUGCAGUAUUAUGGAAGUGAAAUAGUUGGCAAUCAUUUGUACAUAAAUACGGAGUAUGUUCACCCUGGAUCAAUCAAUAAAUUUAUUCGUGAUCAUUGUGGAGCUAUUACAGAAUCUGUGGUUCGCAAUUUUACAAGACAUAUUCUCUCUGGAUUAGCCUACUUACACAGUAACAAAACCAUCCACAGAGAUAUCAAAGGUGCAAACUUGCUGGUAAAUGAAUCAGGCAUUGUCAAGCUUGCAGAUUUCGGGUUGUCGAAAAUUUUGAUGGGUAAUGCAUUUGAACUUUCUCUAAAGGGUACUCCUAAUUGGAUGGCUCCAGAGGUUGUGAAAGGUUCCAUAAAGAAUGAAUCCAAUCCAGACCUUGUCAUGGGCAUUGAUAUAUGGAGCUUAGGGUGCACCAUCAUUGAAAUGUUUACGGGCAAACCUCCUUGGAGUGAAUCUACAGGGCCUUCAGCUAUGUUCAAGGUACUGCAACAGUCCCCACCUAUACCUGAAUCUUUAUCUUCAGUGGGAAAGGAUUUCCUCCAACAAUGUUUCCAAAGGGACCCUGCAGAUCGACCAUCUGCAGCAACGCUUCUUAAGCAUGCAUUUGUACAAACUUUGCAUGAUCAAGAUGUGUUAGUUCAACCACAACCGUUUUCUAUAGGAGGUCCAGGGCAAAGAGAUAUUUCACCUUAUCCUAGAGAAACUUCCAAAAUUAGUGGUGGCAUAAUGCAACCCUCCAUGAGUGCACGAAUUAUUAAAAAAAGUCAGAAACUAAUCGGUGAUACUUCCAAACAAAAUAAUGCUGAUGAGUCUAAUCAUAAACCUUGUAAACAUUCUCAUGUUUCUCAAGUCAACAACAUUAUUCAAUCUUCCUUGAAACCUGGUACCCUCAAUUACAUGUCUGUUACAAAAUCCAGAAGCAUAUCCACCGUCAUUGGAAUGAUCACGCACCUUUGAAGCGUGUCAUCAGCUAAGGUUACAGUUGUUGGGUGGAUGCAGCUGGAAACAGACUGGCGAAAGAAUUUUGCAAAACUUAACAUUGCAGGGAAUUAGUGUCUUGAAAUGUGCUUUAUUAGAAGAUUUAGAGGUAUAGGAUAUCAUAAAUAUCAUGUUCAUUUGCAGUGUCUAUUUUUUUAUUUUUUUAUUUUUUUUUUUUUUUGUGCAUGAUGUUAAUAAGGUUCUGUUUAACUUUUUUCCUCAGCCGAGAAAUUCACGUGUAAAAUAUAAGUAUAUAUAAAUUUUUCAUUUUUUUUACUAUCUUUCCUGAUUAUAUAUUCGCC
Abrus precatorius (Indian licorice) is the source of this 2547-nucleotide messenger RNA. Its product is annotated as mitogen-activated protein kinase kinase kinase 5-like. Gene Ontology annotation, molecular function: protein kinase activity; ATP binding. The record is from RefSeq and is a predicted model, not a curated record. The transcript has 13 exons. NCBI's taxonomy places the organism in Eukaryota, Viridiplantae, Streptophyta, Magnoliopsida, Fabales, Fabaceae. Gene Ontology annotation, biological process: protein phosphorylation. Bases 233 to 2224 code for a protein of 663 amino acids.